This is a messenger RNA of Quercus robur (English oak), 632 nucleotides long. Its product is annotated as early nodulin-75-like. The record is from RefSeq and is a predicted model, not a curated record. NCBI's taxonomy places the organism in Eukaryota, Viridiplantae, Streptophyta, Magnoliopsida, Fagales, Fagaceae. The transcript has a single exon. Bases 35 to 469 code for a protein of 144 amino acids.
AGUCUUGUUGUUUUGAACCAUCCAAAGACGAAAGAUGACUACUACCAAAUACUUCCUAGUGUUGCUCCUUGGAGUGGUGCUUCUAAGCACUGCCUCACUUGCUGACCACCAUGAAUCUCCCAAACAUGAGCACAAACCUCCUAAGGGAGAAAAGCCACCCCCAAAACACAAGCCACCAACCUCACUCAAUAAGGAAGAGAAGCCAUUGCCAGAACACAAACCAACAACCCCAGGUAAGGGAGAGAAGCCACCACCACAUGAUCAUCACCCUGGACACCUUCUAUUGGAGUCUACUUCCAUUGACGGCAAACCUCCUCCAAAGGGAGAAAAGCCACCACCAAAACACAAGCCACCAACCCCACAUGACAAGGAAGAGAAACCACUCCCAGAACACAAGCCACCAAAGGGUAAAGGAGAGAAGCCACCACCAGAGCACAAGCCACCCCACAAACCCCCAACUGCCAACUAAAUGCAUUGCUAAAUCUUUAGAAAUAAGAGCUACUGCUUACGUUAGCUAUCUUCUCAGUCAUUGUAUUGAGCUAUGUUCAUGUUAUGUACUCUACACGUUUUAGUUUUUGUUCUAAUUUGCUCUGUUGCUUAUGAGUAUUGACAUGCAGUUAUGCUUCCUGGUA